This is a messenger RNA of Echinostoma caproni, 888 nucleotides long. The record is from the annotation of a GenBank genome assembly. NCBI's taxonomy places the organism in Eukaryota, Metazoa, Platyhelminthes, Trematoda, Plagiorchiida, Echinostomatidae.
AUGAGCGGGCACCGAGUCUCCGUGAAUUGCAGGGGAGUCCGUUACCAACAGAUAGAGCAACGGGAUUCGGAGAAAGACGAAUUUUUGUUCCAACUGCAACUACCUAAGACGACGGCGACUCGCAGAGGAAUUCUGUCUUCGUUGGCCAGCCUUUACGAUCCAAUGGGGUUCGUCGCACCGUGGCUACUGCCGGGCAAGAUUCUGCUGCAGGACCUGUGUAGAAAAAAGGUUACUUGGGAUGAAACCCUAUACGAAGCGGAUCACAAGACCAUGCAAGACCGGUGGAUGAGCCUGUCCAAGCCGGCUGAUAUACGGCUCCCUCGUCGCAUACCAGGAAUACGCAAAGGAGAACAAAUUGAGUUACACGUUUUCGCGGACGCGUCGGAGGUGGGAUACGUGGUAGUGGCCUACAGUUGCUCGUCUCGGCCAGGUGGAAGGAAGCAUAGCAGUACUCAGUUCGCUAAGGCCAGGCUCGCCACUCUAAAGGCAGUCUCAAUAACCAGGCUAGAACUGGCCGCAGCAGUAGUAGCCGUGAGGGUAGUGAAGGUGAUCGAAAGAUGUUUGAACACGAUUGAAUGGACCGCAACCUACUGGACUGAUUCCGCUAUAGCUCUUCACUAUGCUAGCAAUGUACGGACGCGCUUCGGUAGAUUUGUUGCCAACCGGUUGGCUGUCAUUCACGAAGAAGCUGAGAAGAGAUUUGUGGGUAGACGAGGUAAUCCAUCGAGUGUGUUCUCCGACAACGGGUCCAAUUUCGUCGGUGCAAAAAAGGAGUUGAGCGACUGGUUGAUGCGGUUAGACAAAUGCGCCCUGCAAGACCGACUGUUGCCACCUGGAACCCAAUGGUACUUCAAAUCACCCUAUAGCGGUCACCGCGGAGGAGUUUGA